Messenger RNA from Peromyscus leucopus (white-footed mouse), 2259 nucleotides. Its product is annotated as mixed lineage kinase domain-like protein. The transcript is spliced from 11 exons. The record is from RefSeq and is a predicted model, not a curated record. NCBI's taxonomy places the organism in Eukaryota, Metazoa, Chordata, Mammalia, Rodentia, Cricetidae. Gene Ontology annotation, molecular function: protein kinase activity; ATP binding. Bases 697 to 2076 code for a protein of 459 amino acids. Gene Ontology annotation, biological process: protein phosphorylation; cell surface receptor signaling pathway.
GGUUCUCUCCUUCCGCCUUGACUCGGGUCCUCAGGCUCACUGAGCCCGCUCAUCAGCCUCACUUUUUUGUUUUUUUAGUCUGCUAGACUCCCAGGUCAUGCCAUACAAUGGUUAUCAGGGCUCUCUGUAACCUUAUUUUUUCAAUCCCUAAAUUCGAGGUCCCAAGCAGAGGGGCUGGGAGUACUCAGAGAGUUGCUCUUUAAUGGAUUUGGCAAAGGGACCAGAGAAUAGAGCUUCGGUAGCUGCCCAGAAAACCGGUGUGGGAAGCUGGCAGAUCUCCAGCAGAAGUCACCACGCAGGAACCUAGGGAGUGUCAACCCGGCACCGGUUUCCGGAGGGGGACGCUGGACAGAAACAGCUGUCCAACAGGUUGGUUGGGAGAACUCCGCUGCAGCGCGGUUGAGUCCGCCCAGCUUUGACUUUGGGCGGGAACAGCGGCGUGUGUGGAAUCCCUCAGCGGCACCGGGAGCGCGGAGGCUGCACCGGAGGGAAGGAGACCCGGGACCUGCCAGCUCCGGCCUGGCGUGCGUGCGUUCUCAGCUGGGCAGCGGGAGACUGACCCUACUGGAAUUGCACUAGGAUAGAGCGGACGAUCCCUCCCUCCCACCUCCCCGCGACCACGAGGGUGAGCCCACAGGACUGGAGGAAGCGGGAGAAUCAAGGAAUCAUAGAUUGGACUUCCCGGAACUCAGGGGGAUGGAUAAAUUGGGACAGAUCAUCUCCUUAGGCCAGCUCAUCUAUGCAAAGUGUGAAGAGAUGAAGUACUGCCGGAAACAGUGCCAGCGUCUAGGGAAACGUGUGCAUGGCCUGCUCCAGCCUCUCCAGAGGCUCCAGGACCAAGGAACGAACAACCUGCCAGAUGAUAUAACUGCUGCCCUGGGCCGUUUUGAGGCUGUCCUGAAGGAGGCCAGGAAGCAGAUAGAAAAGUUCAGCAAUAAGGCCAGCAUUUGGAAGUUUGUGACUGCGGGCAGUGACAAGAUACUCUUCCAGGAAGUGAAUGAGAGGCUGAGAGAUGUCUGGGAGGAGCUCCUGCUGCUGCUUCAGGUUGACCAAUGGAACUCUGUUUCAAAUGCCAGCCAAAGAGCAUCCUGGCUGCAGGAAGAUCAACAGGAUGCAGAGGAGGAUGGAAACGAAAGUAUUCGAGCUAUCUUGAUGCAGAUGAGAAUUGACAUGGAAGAAAUCAAGGAAACUAUGAAACAACGCUCACUAAAACCCACACAGGAGAUCCCACAGGAGCAAAUCAAGGAGAUUAAGAAAGAACAUCUUGUCAGAACUCCAUGGAUCUUACUGAAGAAAAAUAACCUGAGCACACUUUAUAGAGGAGAGUACCACAGAUCUCCAGUCACCAUCAAAGUAUUCAACAACCCCCAAGCCGGAAGUAUUGGAAUAGUGAGGCACACUUUCAAUAAUGAGAUCAGAACCAUGAAGAAAUUUGAUUCCCCCAACAUCUUGCGUAUAUUUGGGAUUUGCAUUGAUGAAGCAGUGAAGCCCCCUGAAUUCUCCAUUGUCAUGGAGUACUGUGAGCUUGGAACCCUGAGGGAACUGCUGGAUAAAGAAAAGGACCUCACAAUGAGUGUGCGCAUCCUCCUAGUCCUGGGAGCAGCCAAAGGCUUGUACAGGCUACACCACUCAGAAACACCCCAACUGCACAGAAACAUCAACAGCUCCAGCUUCCUGGUCACUGGAGGCUACGAUGUCAAGCUUGCAGGCUUUGAAUUAAGUGAAACACGGGCUUCUAUCAGUCGGGAGACAAAAACCACUAAAGCAGAGAAAGUCAGUUCAACAGCGUAUGUCUCACCUCAGAGACUGAAAAAUGUGUAUUGUGUAUACAACAGAGAAGCUGAAAUAUAUAGCUUUGGAAUCGUGCUCUGGGAAAUUGUCACUGGAAAGAUCCCGUUUGAAGGCUGUGAUUCUAAUAAGAUCUACGAGCUGGUAGCUGAGGGUCAGAAGCAGGAGCCAGUGAGUGAAGAUUGCCCCAAGCUAUUGCAGGAGAUCAUUGAUGAGUGUCGGGCCCAUGAACCCUCCCAACGGCCCUCUGUGGAUGGAAUCUUAGAGAGACUGUCUGCAAUUAACUGAAGUUAUGUAUUCAAACCUAAACUGAAGAUUCCCUGGACAAGAAGCUGGAAGAGGCACAAAUUGGACAUUUGUCCUUCAUAUCUGCUAGUAUCAAGUUUUGCUGGGUGAAAAAUUCUUUUUUCUUUUCAACGGGUAUCACCAUGUAGCCUUGUCUAUCUUGGAACUUGCUAUAUAAAACAGGCU